UGGGGGCUUGUGGGAGAAGAUGGCGGCCGCCCUGCACCUCAGGGUUGUCCGGGCUUGGCCAAUGUCACGUUCUGCUGUCACUGCACUGGCUACCUCCGUAUGUCACGGCCCAGCCCGUCGCCUUCUUCACCACGCCCUCAUACCUCAUGGCCAAGGCGGGCGGUCCUCGGUCAGCGGGCUUGUGGCCACCGUGUUUGGGGCCACAGGGUUCUUGGGCCGAUACGUCGUCAACCACCUGGGACGUAUGGGAUCCCAGGUGAUCGUACCCUACCGGUGUGACAUGUACGACAUCAUGCACCUUCGUCCCAUGGGGGACCUGGGCCAGAUUAUCUUCCUGGAAUGGAACGGCAGGGACAAAGACUCGAUCCGGAGGGCGGUGCAGCACAGCAACGUGGUCAUCAACCUUGUCGGACGGGAGUGGGAAACCAGAAACUUUGAUUUUGAGGAUGUUUUCGUGAAGAUUCCCCAAGCAAUUGCUCAAGUGUCCAGGGAAGCUGGGGUUGAAAGAUUCAUCCAUGUUUCACAUCUGAAUGCUGAUAUCAAAAGUCCUUCCAGAUACCUGAGAAAUAAGGCUGUUGGAGAGAAAGCAGUGAGAGAUGUAUUUCCAGAAGCCACUAUCAUAAAGCCAUCGGACAUCUUCGGAAGGGAGGACAGAUUCCUCAACCAUUUUGCUAAUAUCCGCUGGUUUGGCGGUGUGCCUCUCAUCUCCUUGGGCAAGAAGACAGUGAAGCAGCCAGUGUAUGUUGUAGACGUGUCCAAAGGAAUUGUGAAUGCAAUUAAGGAUGCAGAUGCCAAAGGAAAAACCUUUGUCUUCAGUGGGCCAAGUCGGUACCUGCUCUUUGACCUGGUGCAGUACAUCUAUGCUGUGGCUCACAGGCCCUUCCUCCCAUACCCCAUGCCGCACUUUGCCUACCGGAUGAUAGCAAGACUCUUUGAAAUCACUCCAUUUGAGCCCUGGACCACGCGGGACAAAGUGGAGCGGAAUUACAUCACAGACAAGGUGUUGCCACAUCUGCCCGGCUUGGAAGACCUCGGCAUCCAGGCGACACCGCUGGAGCUCAAGGCCAUUGAGGUGCUGCGGCGUCAUCGCACUUACCGCUGGCUGUCUUCCGAAAUUGAGGAUGCAAAGCCGUCCAAGAUCGUCACUGCCCCCUGAGCAGCCCUGGGGCACUUGGCUGCUGACCAGCGGCCGACCUACAUUCUUUAGGGAGUCUAUACGUAGUCGUAAAGCUCCCUCUAUUAAAAUGUCUGAAGCUAAA
Messenger RNA from Ochotona curzoniae (black-lipped pika), 1259 nucleotides. It is a transcript of the gene NDUFA9, whose product is annotated as NADH:ubiquinone oxidoreductase subunit A9. Lineage: Eukaryota; Metazoa; Chordata; Mammalia; Lagomorpha; Ochotonidae. Gene Ontology annotation, molecular function: protein-containing complex binding. The record is from RefSeq and is a predicted model, not a curated record. The transcript has 11 exons. The coding region runs from base 20 to 1156 and encodes 378 amino acids. Gene Ontology annotation, cellular component: mitochondrion.